AGCGCAGAGUAGUUUCCAUUUCAGUCUGUCUUAAGGCUAGACCUUGUUAGUUGAAUCAUGUCAUCACUGCUCAAAACUGAGGAGGUAAAGCAGAGUUUUUAACAUAAUGUAGAAAAGAAUAAAACAAAUUUCUUUCAAUAUCAUUCUACUAAAGAAUACACAAUGGUCACGUGAUGUGGAUAAUUGAGCGCAUCAUCAGAAGAUGGCAUGAUGGUCGAUGGUGUUCUCAAGUUCGUAGCAUAACAUUUUUAGGAAAAAAAAUAUAUAUGCUCAUAUUUUCUGGAUUUUCAUAAGCUCAAGUUUAAUUUCAAGUCGAUUUUUAAUGGAUUCCCAUGCUUUUAAUAAACAACGUUUCUCAUAACAAUAGUUUAAAUACUGAUGAAUGUGAAAAGUUGUACAUUUCUACGACGUAAAGGUACCAGGUGAUUCAAUCUAUGUAUCUCCAUUUACGAUAUGGCGCGCGUCUCCAGCAGAUUUUUCGACACAUCUUCAUUGACCAUUUGUAAACAAGCGGGCAACAAAACUUUCGGAGGUGUUGCUUGGUGUAAAGGUCAAUCGAAUAUGGAUUCAUUGAAUUGCGGUACAGAUGGUAUAUCGACUUCCACUCUGUCAACUGAGUUAAUACAAAAUGAAUCAAAAUCUACUACAAGUGAUUUGGACCUGGUGCUUAAUAGAGAAAAGGAAAUAUCAACAGAAGUUGAAAAAGAUUUAAAGAUAUCGUCCACUUCUGAAAUUCAAACAGAUCAACGAAAUUAUGUAAGUACAGAGGACAAAGACACAAAUGGUGCAGAGAGGGCACUUGUGAAAGAUAAUGUUAAAAGUGAUGUACAGACAAUUGAAGUGGAGAAAGACGCAAAAGAGCAAAAGGAAGGAAGAAGAAAACGCAAAAGUAUAAGUACUCAGGAAAGAGAUUCCACUUCUGAAGAUAGUGCCGGCAAGACAAAAAAGAAAAAGUUGCAAAAUACUAGCGACAAAUAUUGUUGGCGUUGUCAUAAAGAAACAGUGGAUGUUCAAUGUAGUGCGUGUCCACGUUCUUGGCAUCGAAAAUGCAUUGGUGGAGCACAGCUAACCAACGUUCAAAAUUGGAUUUGUGGAGAAUGUGCAACUAUCUUAAAGGCUGAGAAUGCAGAAACUCGAUCGGAAGCAAUGUCUCAGCUCUCUGUUGAUCAACUUUGCAUGCUGCUAAAACAUAUAAUUGACAGAAUGCGUGAUUAUCCUGGGUCAGAACCAUUUUGGAAGGAAGUUGACACUAAAGAAGUUAGUAAUUAUAUGGAAUACGUUGUAAAGCCAAUGGAUUUGUGUUUAUUGGAAAAUAAUGUCAAAUCCAAAUUAUACGGCAGUACAGACGCAUUCAUGGCAGAUGCAAAGUGGAUUCAACAUAAUUGUAUUGUUUUUAAUACAUGUGGAGGAGUCUACGCCGAUCCGUCAAAGUUGACAAGCGCUGCAAAACAAAUAGUGAAAGUUGCAAGACAAGAGGUGUCAGAAUUGGAAGCAUGUCCAGAUUGUUAUAUGCACGGUCGUAAUUUACCGCGUCCAUUACCAAGUUGGUUCAUUGAACCUUGUCGUCGCCCUCAUCCAAUUGUCUGGGCAAAGCUGAAGGGAUUUCCAUUUUGGCCAGCAAAAGCUUUACCUCGCAUAAAUGGAGCAGGAUAUAUUGAUGUACGUUUCUUUGGGGAACAUGAUCGCGCUUGGGUUGUUCCUAAAGAUGUAUUCUUGUAUUCUGAAGAGCCUCCACAGCCUUUGCCUCGAAAGAAAAAGAAUGAAAUGGACGAGUGCGUCAGAGAAGUUGCUCGUCACUGUCGAAAAUUGGAAAUGGUUUUUGGACAGUUUAAGUUUGCUCCGCCUCGAAUUCAAUAUAAUCCCAACGAUCAAACACAAAUACAAAUUAUGCUGCCAAAUUACGAUUCAUCGUCUCACAUAUCUAAAUCACAAACGUUGGCUUUAAAGAAGAGGCCUUCAUUUAGAAAUCGUUGGGAAGUAGAAGGUUCUUCACGUGAAGACACUAAUUCUUCAGUCGAACAAAAUAACUCUAAUCUUGUUAAAUCUAGACCAACUACGCCUGGUCUCACGAAAAAAAAGGUGCAACGAAAGUCAGUUUCUAUAGGUAGUUCUCCUGUUAUAGAAAAAGAAGAUUCCUCUGAAUCUACCAAGAAGGCAGAAAGUUUGAAUUUAUCUAAAGUGAAUGAUAGCAAACUAAAACCAAAAUUAAAGUCACAGAAAAAGGAUGAAACUGAGGUCAUAACGUGUCCAAAAUUAACUAUUCAUUUAAAUAAAAGUAGUGGCAAUUUGAAAAAUAGUUUACCAAAUGACAAGCCUGCAGAAGAAACAGUUCAAAAGUCACCUCCAAAAGAUUUAAAGAGCUGUACACCAAAAAUUGCACCUAAAGUAAUUUCAUCGUUUCUUGCAACGAGUACUCCGAAAAUUGCCCUCAAACCAAUUAAAUCUAAUGCUAAUAAAUUGUACAAUCCUAAAAAGACGAUUAUUGAUAAACUUAAUGCUGUAAGCGAAUCUAAAUCUAGUGAAGAAUCCGUCUCUGUGUUGGAAUCUGAAUCGCAAAAUAAAAGUACAUCAUCUUCAGUUGGUUCGAAUUCUUCAACAAGGCUUUAUGCGUCAUCAGGGGAUAAAUCAAUGGAAGUUAAAAAAUUACCUACAGAAGUAGGUAGCUGUAAUCAAACAAGUAAUAAAAUUGUUUCUCCUGUUAAACAAGAACCGCGUGAUAUGUCAGUUUCUAAGAAAAAACAAAGUAAAGCAAAGAAAUCAUUUCCUAAUAGGCCACCGAAUUUUUCAUUUCCGUCGAAAACGUCGACAGCUCCACCUGUUGAUGCUAUGGUUUACAUUCCUCCUCAAAGCACUGAAAAUCCAAUUUCUCAUCAGCAGCUACCACCUCCAGAAGCCGGGCCAUUUUCUUCGAAAUUGCAUCAACGAUCAUUAGAACUAGCUAAGCGAAUGGCACAAAUGAUGGAGGAAGCCCUUAGGGAAACAGUCUUAGAAAAUUCUGAAAUUGAGCAAACGUCUAGUGACGGUUGCCAAGCAAAGAUUCACUUUUUAAAACUUGAAAUUGAACGCAUGAGAUGGCAACAUCAACAACAGCUGGAUGAAUUACGAUAUAAUACAGAUCGCACUUUAAAAGAGAUGAGGGCAAGUUUAGAAGCAGAGAGAUUGAGAGCAGUUGCAGAGACGCGUAAACAUGCAGAAGAGGAAAAACAGAGGUGCGUCGAAGAAAUUAAGAAAAAGCAGUGGUGUGCAAUGUGUGGUCGUGAAGCACUUUUUUAUUGUUGUUGGAAUACAGCGUACUGCGAUUAUCCCUGUCAACAAAAACACUGGCCAGCACACAUGACUUCGUGCGCUCAAAAUCCACCUUCAAGUUCAACUGCUGUGUCCAGUACUCCGGUGAAUGUUAGUAUUAAUGAUCAGUCGCAGGUGAUGCCCAGGCUGCAGAUUAGUUCUCAAAAUGUGUCUACUAAUUCUUGGGUUACCUAAAGUAGAAAUAGUGUUUUAGUAACUGCGGUUUUAAUCAAUUUACAAAAUCAGUUUAUUGUAAAGAUUUCGUGUAUGGGGUUAAAAAAAACAAAAAACUUUUUAAUUCAAUUAGAUUAUAAUUUCUGUAUUAAUCGCGGAAAAAAUAACUUGACGUCUCUUUACAUAGAGUACAUUUGUUGUACUGUUUCCGAUGAUCGCUCAAGCGCUAGCAUUUAAAUUAGAAUGGAAAUUUAUUUUCUAUGAAAAUAAAAAACGCAUUAUAACAUUAUGUAUCUUUUUUUGUCUUAUUGGACAAAUCGUUAAUCAUCGACUUAAUAUGCUCCAAUUAUUAUAUCUUAUUUUAUUACUCUAGACAUGAAGUAUUAGUAAAAAUUAAAACAACUAUAUCAGUAGUCGUCAAACUACUGGCAAUGUCUUUCUUAUUUUUUUGUUCUUAUGUUAUAAUAUUUUUACAGUUGAAAAUUGUAAAUUAAAUUUUACAUUUGUGUUAUUAUUAUUGGAAAAAGUAUGAUUUUGGGACCUGUCAUUUACUGCAAAAUACAUCUGAAAAGUUUAUUUUUUAAAUGAUUUUCUUGAAAAAUUAAUAUAAUUUUCUCAAUAAAAUACGAGUCACUAACGUCUAGAAUUAACAGAAUCAGCAAUAUAUAUGUUUAUUUAUUGUAUUUUCAUUAUUGUAUAACAGUGAAAUGUGGAUCAAAAAAUGCUUUUCUAAAUGAA
Messenger RNA from Leptopilina boulardi, 4197 nucleotides. RefSeq names its product protein kinase C-binding protein 1 (gene Zmynd8). Gene Ontology annotation, biological process: regulation of DNA-templated transcription. Bases 454 to 3480 code for a protein of 1008 amino acids. Lineage: Eukaryota; Metazoa; Arthropoda; Insecta; Hymenoptera; Figitidae. The transcript is spliced from 8 exons. The record is from RefSeq and is a predicted model, not a curated record. Gene Ontology annotation, molecular function: protein binding.